This is a messenger RNA of Colias croceus (clouded yellow), 2558 nucleotides long. RefSeq names its product dihydrolipoyllysine-residue acetyltransferase component of pyruvate dehydrogenase complex, mitochondrial (gene muc). The record is from RefSeq and is a predicted model, not a curated record. Gene Ontology annotation, molecular function: dihydrolipoyllysine-residue acetyltransferase activity. Gene Ontology annotation, biological process: pyruvate decarboxylation to acetyl-CoA. Bases 101 to 1606 code for a protein of 501 amino acids. The transcript is spliced from 10 exons. Gene Ontology annotation, cellular component: pyruvate dehydrogenase complex. Lineage: Eukaryota; Metazoa; Arthropoda; Insecta; Lepidoptera; Pieridae.
CAACGUUUCUUCGACCUACAAGUUGUUAAAGGUCGAUCUCGCCUUUACAAACCGUCCCGAUUAACUGGACGGCAAGGAAACAGCAGAAUAAAAAACAAACAUGUUGCGAACGAUCCUUGUACGAAACCAAGUUUUGGCCGAAAGUGUAAAAAAGGCUGUUCGGUGCAAUGUCACGAGAUGCCUUAGUACAGAAUUAGCCAGAAGGAAACAGACCAAUAAAUUAUUAUCUCCAUCACAAAAGCAGUUAUCUGCUCCUCAGCAAUGGAGUAUUCAAGUAAGGCAUUACUCGGACCUCCCUUCUCACAACUUGGUCAAUCUGCCCGCACUCUCCCCGACCAUGGAAAGUGGAUCAAUUGUAAGCUGGGAAAAGAAGGAAGGAGACAAACUUAAUGAAGGUGACCUCCUCUGUGAAAUUGAAACUGACAAAGCGACCAUGGGUUUCGAGACCCCUGAAGAAGGUUAUUUGGCCAAGAUCCUGAUCCCUGCAGGCACCAAGGGUGUGCCAGUUGGUAAACUGUUGUGUAUAAUAGUUGAGAACCAGGCUGAUGUGGCCGCAUUUAAAGAUUUUAAGGAAGACUUGUCGGGAGCGCCGUCGAAGCCGACGCCUGCUAAAUCUAAAGCGGCCGCAGCCCCCGCCCUCGCCGCACAAGCGGCCCCUGCACCGGCCGCACCUGCAGCACCAGCUGCACGUGCGGCACCGGCUCCUGCGGCACCUGCGGCACCAGCUGCUGACCAGCAUAGUAGGAUCUAUGCGAGCCCAAUGGCCAGACGGUUGGCGGAGUUGAAGAACAUUCGGUUGGGUGGCCAAGGGUCUGGCAUAUACGGUUCGCUGAAGAGCGGUGACCUGGCAGGCGCCGCAGCGGCCGCGCCCGCACAAGUUCUCCCGCCGCCACCGUCUGGCGCGACCUACACGGACCUGCCGCUGUCUGGCAUGCGGGAGACCAUCGCGAAGCGUCUGACAGCCGCCAAGCAGACGAUACCGCACUACCAGCUGUCGGUGACCGUGAACGUGGAGAAGACGCUCGCGAUGCGCAAGCUGGUUAACGAUAAAUUGGCAGCGGAGAAGGCGGAUGUUAAGGUAUCAGUGAACGACUUCAUAGUGAAAGCCGUAGCUGCGGCGUGCAAGCGCGUGCCCACCGCCAACUCGCACUGGAUGGACACAUUUAUCAGACAGUAUUCAAACGUCGACGUGAGCGUAGCGGUAGCGACACCUAGCGGCCUGAUCACGCCCAUCCUGUUCAACGCGGAUUCCCGUGGAGUGAUAGAUCUUUCGAGAAACAUGAAGGAAUUGGCACAAAAAGCGAAGGACAGUAAACUACAACCGCAGGAGUACCAGGGUGGUACCGUCACUGUGUCAAACCUUGGAAUGUAUGGUAUCACAAUGUUCAACGCCAUCAUCAACCCUCCUCAGGCGCUAAUAGUGGCGUGCGGUGGCCUGCAAGAGAUUGUCAUCCCGGAUAAGAAUGAACCACAAGGAUUCCGUCUGGCGAAAUUCAUAACAUUCACCGCGUCAGCUGACCACAGAGUGAUCGACGGUGCGGUCGGCGCGCAAUGGAUGAAGGCCCUCAAGGAAAACCUGGAAGAUCCCGCCAAUAUGAUCCUAUAAACAUAUAAUGGGACCCAAUCGAGCAACUUUUUAAAAAACACCGCGGUUUUAAACUGUCAAAAACCAUAGAUAAUUAAAAAAAAAUUGGCUAUGGUCAUAGAUAAUUUUAAAGAUAUUGUCUAUUGACACAUUGUAAAUAGCUUUAUAUAAUCUGUUUUAUAGCGGAUAAAGCUGAAUUUAGUGUGCAAAAAUAUCUGGGUAUAUAUCAGAUAGUUUCUAUAAAUUUGCACUGCCCCUAAUGUAUAGAUAAAUGGUCUUUAGCAUAUUGUAUUGGAUUUUUGUAAAGGUUGCUCCAACGUGUUUCAUUAUUAACGAUACAUUUUAAUACAAUUUGUUACGGGACGCCUAGAUAAGCGUACAGUUUAAAAAAAACUUAGUAAUUAUAGUAUUUAUUUGGCUCGACCGAGUCUGUCCAUAGCAAAUUGCGUUGAAAUUGUGAAAACGUUUAUCCUUCUAUAUUGUUUCAUAUUUAUUUUAUUUUUUAAGGAUCAUGAUGUGUAAGAGAUUAUUGUAUAUUCAUCAUAUUUAUGUAUAUUUUUCAUUACCCUUUUGAAGGAUAAAUCUUUUUUUAUGUAUGUUGUGGGAUAUCGAAUACGACAGGUCAAGAAGUGCAUAACUGCCUAAUAUUUUUAAUUAUUUAUAUACCGAAAUUCAUCAUUGCAUAUUCCUGUAGUCAUUUAAGCGUCAUGUAUUUUUUAUUCUGUUAUUUUUUUUGUGUUUUUAUUUUUCAUAUAUGUUUUAUCUGCAUUUUAUAGUUAUAGUGAUAUAAUAGAUCUUUUUGUAGUAUUUUGUUUAUCAUGGAAUUAAUGUGAAUUAAAUUCAUAGAAAAUACAACAUCUGUGUAAAUAUUAAUUUUGAAAUUAAAUCUUUUGUUACCAUCAAGGCUGUUGUGUUUUGAUGCUGAUAGGUGAUUUUAUGGACGUUAGUGGAAUAUAUUUUAUUUAUAAAUGAA